Molecule: messenger RNA, 648 nt
Organism: Cyphellophora europaea CBS 101466
Lineage: Eukaryota; Fungi; Ascomycota; Eurotiomycetes; Chaetothyriales; Cyphellophoraceae
Product: 40S ribosomal protein S5
Exons: 3
Coding region: 1-648 (215 amino acids)
Biological process (GO): translation; ribosomal small subunit assembly
Cellular component (GO): ribosome; cytosolic small ribosomal subunit
Molecular function (GO): structural constituent of ribosome; rRNA binding; mRNA binding
Source: RefSeq, a predicted model, not a curated record
AUGUCUGACAACGGUGAGGUCGAAGUCGAGGUUCCCUCCACCAACUCUACCAUCCUUCCCAAGGAUGUCACCUCUGAGAUUGGCAGCGUGAAGCUGUUCAACAAGUGGAGCUACGAAGAUGUUGAAAUCAGAGAUAUUUCCCUGACUGACUACAUUCAAAUCCGUACUCCCGUCUACAUCUCCCACUCUGCCGGCCGAUAUGCUGCGAAGCGUUUCCGCAAGGCGCAGUGCCCGAUCAUCGAGCGUCUCACCAACUCCCUGAUGAUGAACGGCCGAAACAACGGCAAGAAGCUUAUGGCUAUCAGAAUCGUUGCGCACUCUUUCGAGAUCAUCCACAUCAUGACCGACCAGAACCCCAUCCAGAUCGCUGUCGAUGCUAUUGUCAACUGCGGGCCCCGCGAAGACAGCACCCGCAUCGGAUCCGCUGGUACCGUCCGAAGACAAGCCGUCGAUGUCUCUCCUCUCCGCCGUGUCAACCAGGCCAUUGCCCUGCUCACCAUCGGUGCCCGUGAAGCCGCUUUCCGUAACGUCAAGAGCAUUGCCGAGUGCCUCGCCGAGGAGUUGAUCAACGCUGCCAAGGGUAGCAGCAACUCGUAUGCCAUCAAGAAGAAGGACGAACUGGAGCGUGUUGCCAAAUCUAACCGGUAA